AUGGAGGAGGUUGCGGCCCUGGAAGAAGCUUUGCAGCACGUGGGCCGCCGGGGUGAAGGCUUCGCAAAGUACGACAGUGCCGUGACCGCCUAUGGCAUCCAACUCCGGGCCUGGGUGGACAUGCAGGUGGACGCGCGCCUGGGGCAGCUGCUCCCGAGCCUCUUGGAAGGCGAGCUGGAGAGCUUCCGCUCGGAGUUCGCCGCCCAGGAGGUGGUGAGCUCCAGAUUGGAGGGGGAGCUCCAAGCCGUCGCAGAUGCCCAGGCCAAGCUGCUGCAGGUGGUGGAGGGCAUGUCGCGGGAGCUGUCGCGCUUCAAGGAGGACCGGACCGGCAGAGAAGCCUGGGACAGCCAGGAGCUGGCCAAGCUCAGGGACCAGGUGUCCGCCAUGGAUCGGCAGUUCCAGAACUGGCGCAGCGAGGUGUCCAUGGAGGAGAGCUCUUUGAAGGACCUCAGUGCCUGGGCUGAGCGCAAGUUCACUGCGGAGAGCCAGCGGAUCCAGGGCGUGGAGAGGGAGCUGAGCCACGCGGAGGCCCGCUUCAACACAAAGCUGCAGGAGCUGAACUCGGAGGCCGGCAGGAGCAAGCUGGACGUUGAGCCCCGGGCUUGCGAAAGAGCGCAGGAAGGGGCCCUCGCAGAGUCCAAUGAGUGGAGCCGAUGUGGCGCGUUGUUGCUUCGUAGGCGGAUGGACUGUGCAGCCUUCGCGGAGCUUAGGCGGACUUUGAGGUCCGGCGGAAGUCUUUUGAAGAGCUUUUGCGAUGAAGUCCUGGGCGGCGGCACGUCGCUGGCCAGCCUCUACGGCUACUUGGACUUGACGCAGGCUCUGCUCAUGCUUCGGCCGACUUGCCAAGCGGCGGCUGCGGCUGCAAAGGGCCACCCACGGCUGCGCAGCCCCUUGGCAGUGGAUGUUCAGGACAUCGAGGACUUGCUGGGCCACCGGGCCUUCAAGGGCAAGUGGCCCAAGGGCUCCCAGGCAGCCCCCGAGGCCAUCCUCAGAAAGGUGACUCAGCUGCUCCGUGCGGCCCACUCCGUGUCCCAGGACAGCCUCCAGAUACUGUCCUUGCCGUUUGGCGUGCCCAAUUCCACCCUCCGCAUGUGGGUCAGGCUGGGUCUGCUGGGCGAGCUGCGGGAGCUGCACCUCCUCGGCCGUGGCGGUCCCUCCGAUGCAGGCCUGACGUACCUUGCGCGGUGCUGCCCAAAGCUGCAGCGCCUCACGGUGCUGGGCGGCAACAGCUCAGCGGCUUCCUCGCUGCUGAUGCAGGCUCAGUCCAAAGGUGCCAUGAGCGACGACUGGUGGCGCGGCUUCCGCUGCACCAGGCUUUGCAUUUUGCCCAGACUUCAGCAUGCGAAGCUGAAGGGCCUUUCUGUACAGAGAGUGCCAAGCUGGUUCUGCGGGCAGUGGAGUCCGAUCAUGCCUACCUGGGGCCAUGAGGUGCACUGCUAUGACCACCUUGGCCGAUUUGUGUGCAUGCGCAACGGCAUCAUCGAACGGGUCGGAGUGGUCCGCUCCUUGCUGCCCUCUCAGUUUGGGCCGUGGUGGGAGCUGGACGUGACCUUCCUGGCGCGCCAGGACUGUCCAAGCCAGCUCAUCCUGCUCCUGCCGGUUGCGGGCGAGCCGCCGACUUUGGAGGCCUUGCCAGGAGCUAAAGAGCCCGCGAGCAUCCUGCGCGGCGCCGUGGUGGGGCCCAGCGAUGGCAUGCGAGACAAGCCGCGAAAGUUUCCGCACCCCGGGCACGGCCACGAGUGGAGGAGAGUGAGCCGUGAGUGCAACAUCGAGGGCAUGCUACCAUGGGGAAUCCAAGAGUGGGCGGAGGCUGCGAUCUCCUCCGGCGCGGAUGACUCUGUGAGCAUGUUCUUCGAGGGCGCCAGCAGUGAUGACGAGGAGGAGAGCGCCUGUGUCACGAAGAGCGUGGAGGAGCUCCUGGCCCAGCUGGACAGAGACGAAGCGCGCGAGUGGGAGGCCCACCGGCCCUCCGCACGAGUGGAGGUGGGCAGCGGCUCGGUGCCCAGCAUCGAGGAGCUCCUGGUGCAGCUGGAGGUGGAGGAGGCAAGGGGCCUGGGGAGUGAAGCGGAUUUGCCCAGGUCCAAGCUAAGCGUCCUACGGAACGACCUUGAGGCUCGGCUGGAGAACCAGCUGUCGGCGCGCAUCCGAGAUCCUAGGGACAUGGAGUCCAAGCUGCUGUCACUCCGCACAGAGCUGGAGGCCAAGGUAGACUCUCUUCUGGAGGGGAAGCUUCGUUCAGUGGAAGACCGCAUGGAGUCUCGUCUUUCCAACUGCCGCAUGCAGAUUGAGGAGAAGGUGGAGAGCUUCAUGGGUGACCGCAUGGAGAGUCUUCGCAAGGAGUGCCACCAGGAUGCGAAGGGCUACGUCCAAGAUGCCCAGGUUCGCCUCAGCGAGGACGUGGCUUCCAUGCAGCAGCGCUUGAUCUCGGAGUUGCGGGCGGAGACGACGCUGGCGCUCAGCCGCGAGUCCGCAGCCAUCGCGGCUUUGGACGAGCAGCUUUGGAUCACGGAUCAGCGGCUUGGUCAGCGCAUCGAUGAGCUUGCGCACUCUCGUGUCCGUGAGCGUGGUGGCGCCAAAGGCGGCCGGUUGCUGAACUCUUUCUCGGAGUUCCAGGAAGAGCUCACGGAGCCAGCCACGGAGGCCGCCACGCGUGCGAAGCGGGUCACGGGCGGCGUCCUGGCCGCUGCACAUCAGGCUGCAAAGACCUUGAUGGAGGAAUGCCGCUACGAGGAUGGUCGAGAUGAGCGCGCGCGAAACCACCGGCUGAGCUCCCGGGAGGCGUCCUCACCAUCGCCGGAAGGAGCUUGGCUGAGAUCCUCAAGAAGAGGUGGCGCUCUCGCGGGCUGA
Messenger RNA from Effrenium voratum, 2847 nucleotides. NCBI's taxonomy places the organism in Eukaryota, Dinophyceae, Suessiales, Symbiodiniaceae. The record is from the annotation of a GenBank genome assembly.